AUGGCAGCCACAAACCUGGAGAACCAGUUACACAGCGCACAGAAGAACCUCUUGUUCCUUCAGCGGGAGCACGCCAGCACGCUCAAGGGGCUGCACGCGGAGAUCAGGCGGCUGCAGCAACACUGCACAGAUUUAACGUAUGAGCUGACAGUCAAGAGUUCGGAUCAGACAGGGGACGGAGCUUCCAGAAGCAGUGAACUCAAGAAAAGAUGUGAAGACCUGGAGGCGCAGCUGAAACUGAAGGAGGACGAGAACGCAGAGUUGCUAAAGGAGCUGGAGCAGAAGAAUGCGAUGAUCACCGUGCUGGAGAACACCAUCAAGGAGCGCGAGCGCAAGUACCUGGAGGAGCUGAAGGUCAAGAGCCACAAGCUGGGUGUGCUGACCAGCGAGCUGGAGCAGCGCGCCGGCACCAUCGCCUACCUGACCUCGCAGCUGCACGCCACCAAGAGGAAGCUCCUGAGCUCGGGCGGCACCUCGGACGGCAGCCCGGCCGGCAGCCCCGCGGUGGCCAGCUACAAGCCGGCGCCGCCCAAGGACAGGCUGCCCGAGACGCCCCGGCGCCGCAUGAAGAAGAGCCUCUCGGCCCCGCUGCACCCGGAGUUCGAGGAGGUCUACAGAUUCGGGGCCGAGAGCCGGAAACUGCUGCUGCGGGAGCCGGUGGACGCCAUGCCAGACCCCACCCCGUUUCUGCUGGCCAGGGAGUCGGCCGAGGUCCACCUGAUUAAGGAGCGGCCCCUCGUCAUCCCCCCCAUCGCCUCGGACCGCAGCGCCGGCGAGCAGCCCAGCCCCGCGCGGGAGAAGCCGCACAAGGCGCACGUGGGAGUGGCGCACCGCAUCCACCACGUGGCCCCAGCGCAGGCCCCGCCCGAGGUGGAGACGCUGGCGGUGGACCAGGUGAACGGAGGCAAGGUGGUCAGGAAGCACUCAGGGACGGACAGAACUGUGUGA
Molecule: messenger RNA, 948 nt
Organism: Rangifer tarandus platyrhynchus (Svalbard reindeer)
Lineage: Eukaryota; Metazoa; Chordata; Mammalia; Artiodactyla; Cervidae
Source: the annotation of a GenBank genome assembly